ACCUGCAGACUUGUCUUCGACUUGACUACCUUGGAUGCUCACGUUGGCUUCUGGAGUAGGUGGACGAGUAUAAAAACGCCGGGCAACAGUCGAUCAAUAGCAUUCUUACCGAGCUCCUCUUCUCUACUCUUCAGCGAACUACGAUGAAGUCCACGAUUGCGUGCCUGUUGGUGUUGGCUGUCGCCGCCCAAGCUCAAUACUUUGGCAACUACGGAUACGGACUCGGUGGAUAUGGUGGAUAUGGUGGAUACUACGGAGGAUACUACCCCUACACCGGUGUUGUUCCCUCAACUGCCGUUCCCGCUGCCGUCCCCACUGCCGUUCGCGCUGCCGUCCCUGCUGCCUACCCCGUUGCUUAUGGCUACCCAUCUUUCACCGCCAGCCAGUACCACUCCCAGGAUGAGCUCGGACAGGCCAGCUACGGUUAUGCCCACCCUGGACAGUCCGCUUCCAACCUUCGUGAUGCUUUCGGCAACCAAGUCGGCAGCUACGCUUACCUCAACCCAGAGGGUAAAGAGGUCCGCGUUUCCUACACCGCUGACUCCCGAGGCUUCCGCGUCCUCUCCAACGACCUGCCCGUUGCCCCAGUCUCCAACUUGGUAGCACCCGUCCCAGUCCAGGACACACCCGAGGUAGCCGCUGCCAAGGCGGAAUUCGCCAUCAAAUACGCCGAGGCCAAAGCUGCCGCUACUCCGGCUGCUGCUCCAGUCCGCGCUAAACGCCAGAUCCUGAACUACGGUGCCACUCCAUUCGCUUACAACUACCCCGGCUACAACUACCCCGCCUACAACUACGGCUACGCCGCUGCUCCUUUCGCUUACAACUUCGCCGCUCCCGCUGCAGUGGCUGCUCCCGCAGUGCCCGUCCGUGAUGCCACUCUGACCAAGACCGUCCUCACUCCCGGACACGCCGUUGCUUACCGUGUCGACUAAAACAUCGAACUGUUUCCGCUUCCUUCAUUCCUGUCCUUUUUUUUCUUUCGUGGUUUUGAUUUGUUUCUAAAAUCUUUUUUAUUCAAUCGUUUUGUAAUAAAAAAAGAGGGAAAAAAAAACAAAAACCAA
Messenger RNA from Daphnia magna, 1061 nucleotides. RefSeq names its product cuticle protein 3. Bases 144 to 932 code for a protein of 262 amino acids. The transcript has 2 exons. The record is from RefSeq and is a predicted model, not a curated record. Gene Ontology annotation, cellular component: chitin-based extracellular matrix. NCBI's taxonomy places the organism in Eukaryota, Metazoa, Arthropoda, Branchiopoda, Diplostraca, Daphniidae. Gene Ontology annotation, molecular function: structural constituent of chitin-based larval cuticle.